This is a messenger RNA of Heterotrigona itama, 3047 nucleotides long. Lineage: Eukaryota; Metazoa; Arthropoda; Insecta; Hymenoptera; Apidae. The record is from the annotation of a GenBank genome assembly.
CGCGCGUCCAUGCAAACGGUGAUCUUCGUUUUUAUCGCUUCUAUUCCAAAUUAAGCCGUAUUUCGUAACAAAAUGAGUGAAAAUGUACAAGGAACAUUUGUGUCGGAGAAAAUUUCUAAAAUCAGAUGGAAACAUGAAGAUUUUGAAGAUGCUACUAAUUUUAUAACCGGUAGUUGGGACGACCCGGUCAAUAAAGUAACACAUUGGACAUUUCAAAUGAACGAUGAUGGUGAAUCUUACCCGGCAGUUGUAUCAUCUUAUGCGAUUCUUGGAGACGUAACUGAAAUAAAGUUUAUUUCGAAAGAUUUUUUCGUGAUAUCAACGUCCAUAGGCACUGUUAGAUUAUUACAGAUCCAUGAAAAUCCAUACUCUCAAUUUAAAGAACACAUGUCAUGGGAAUUUAUACACAAAUUUGAUAACACAAAUGAUUAUGCAUCUUGUACUGGGCUCUCCACCUUCGAACAAGAUAUAGUUUCAGUGGGUGAAGAUGGGAGAAUUAAUCUCUUAACAGCUGGGCAGAAGCAGCCAGUUAGAUCUAUUAAUGAUGCGGAUAGUUGUUCUAUAUAUUGUAUUGAUUUCUUAAGACAUAAUGAGAUACUUACAGGAAAUUUAAGGGGACAUAUGAAAGUAUGGGAUUUAAGAAAUGAUCAAGAUCUUCCUGCUACAACGUUCAUGCUUUCUGACCAAUCAAAAACAGAAGCUACUAGUAUUGCUCAUCAUCCAACCCAGAGACAUAUUGUUGUGGCUGGUGGUGGUGAUGGCAGCUUAACAGUCUGGGAUUUGAGGCAUAAUACAUAUCCAAUGUCUCAACUCAAUGCUCAUGCUAAAGCUGUAAGUGAAAUACUUUUUCAUCCUGACAGACCUGAAAAUUUAUUCACAUGCUCGGCAAGCGGUGAAUUAUGGCAUUGGAAUAAUACUCAACAUUCUAAACUAAGUCUAGAGAUGGCUCAGCUACAUCUAAUAGCGCAACUACACCUUCGGCAGCACCAAAAAACCAAGUUCAGCUGAAUCCUUACACUAGCCUUCCUUAUACACCAAGAUAUCAUGAAUUUUAUAAAAAAAGAAUCACUUUACCUGUAUUUGAGUACCGUGCUGAUUUUAUGAGGUUAUUAGCACAACAUCAGUGUAUUGUACUUGUUGGAGAAACAGGUUCUGGUAAAACAACACAAAUACCACAAUGGUGUGUGGAAUAUUCAAGGCGCAUUGGCAACAAAGGUGUUGCUUGUACUCAACCAAGAAGAGUAGCUGCUAUGUCCGUUGCACAAAGAGUCUCGGAAGAAAUGGAUGUUGCAUUAGGUCAAGAAGUGGGAUAUAGUAUUCGUUUUGAAGAUUGUAGUUCUCCAAAAACUAUAUUGAAGUACAUGACUGAUGGUAUGCUGUUACGUGAAGGCAUGUCAGAUCCCAUGCUUGAUGCUUAUCAAGUGAUAUUAUUAGAUGAAGCUCACGAAAGAACUUUAGCCACAGACUUGCUUAUGGGUGUGUUAAAAGAAGUGAUUAAACAGAGACCAGAUUUAAAACUUGUGAUUAUGAGUGCAACUUUAGAUGCUGGAAAAUUUCAACAGUAUUUUGAUAAUGCACCCUUAAUGAAUGUACCUGGCAGAACUCAUCCUGUUGAAAUUUUUUAUACACCUGAACCUGAAAGGGAUUACUUAGAGGCUGCUAUCAGGACAGUUAUUCAAAUUCAUAUGUGUGAAGAAGUAGCAGGAGAUUUGCUUCUUUUUCUAACUGGUCAAGAGGAAAUUGAGGAAGCUUGUAAAAGAAUCAAAAGAGAAAUGGAUAAUUUAGGUCCAGAAGUAGGUGAACUUAAGUGCAUACCACUCUAUUCCACACUGCCUCCAAAUCUUCAGCAACGAAUUUUUGAGCCAGCACCACCUACAAAACCCAAUGGUGCUAUUGGUAGAAAAGUCGUAGUUUCAACAAAUAUUGCAGAAACAUCGUUAACUAUCGACGGUGUUGUCUUUGUGAUAGACCCAGGAUUUGCGAAGCAAAAGGUAUAUAAUCCUAGAAUUCGUGUAGAAUCUCUUCUUGUAUCACCUAUUAGUAAAGCUUCUGCCCAGCAAAGAGCUGGUAGAGCUGGUCGUACAAGACCCGGAAAAUGUUUUAGGUUGUACACAGAAAAAGCAUAUAAAAAUGAGAUGCAAGAUAAUACUUAUCCUGAGAUCUUAAGAUCUAAUCUUGGUAGUGUUGUAUUGCAACUGAAAAAACUUGGCAUUGACGAUUUGGUGCAUUUCGAUUUUAUGGAUCCACCUGCACCAGAAACUCUUAUGAGGGCUUUAGAACUUCUUAAUUAUUUGGCUGCUUUAGAUGAUGAUGGAAACCUUACGGAUUUGGGUGCUGUGAUGGCGGAAUUUCCAUUAGAUCCUCAGUUAGCAAAAAUGCUUAUUGCAUCUUGCAAUCAUAAUUGCAGUAAUGAAAUAUUGAGCAUUACUGCUAUGUUGUCAGUCCCACAGUGUUUUGUGAGGCCAAAUGAAUCAAAAAAAGCUGCGGAUGAUGCUAAAAUGCGAUUUGCACAUAUCGACGGAGAUCAUCUAACGUUAUUAAAUGUUUAUCAUGCUUUUAAACAAAAUUUUGAAGACCCACAAUGGUGUUAUGAUAACUUUGUCAAUUACCGAUCUUUAAAAAGUGGAGAUAAUGUUAGACAACAACUAAGUAGAAUAAUGGAUAGAUUUUGUUUGAAACGUACUUCUACAGACUUCACAUCAAAAGAUUAUUAUAUCAAUAUUAGAAAAGCUCUUGUAAAUGGUUUCUUCAUGCAGGUCGCUCAUUUAGAAAGGACUGGUCAUUAUUUAACUAUCAAAGAUAAUCAAAUUGUACAACUCCAUCCAAGCAGUUGUUUGGAUCAUAAACCCGAAUGGGUAAUUUAUAACGAGUUCGUGCUUACGACCAAAAAUUAUAUCAGAACAGUUACAGAUAUUAAACCUGAUUGGUUGCUUAAAAUAGCGCCACAAUAUUACGAUUUACAAAACUUCCCACAAUGUGAAGCAAAGAGACAAUUGGAAGUGAUUCAAGCGAAGUUAGAUUCAAAACAAUAUCAGGAAGGAUUCUAA